Messenger RNA from Alternaria postmessia, 1074 nucleotides. RefSeq lists its product as uncharacterized. Gene Ontology annotation, biological process: iron ion transmembrane transport. Lineage: Eukaryota; Fungi; Ascomycota; Dothideomycetes; Pleosporales; Pleosporaceae. The coding region runs from base 1 to 1074 and encodes 357 amino acids. The record is from RefSeq and is a predicted model, not a curated record. Gene Ontology annotation, cellular component: high-affinity iron permease complex; plasma membrane. Gene Ontology annotation, molecular function: ferrous iron transmembrane transporter activity. The transcript is spliced from 5 exons.
AUGCCAAACGUCUUUGCUGUGCCAGUUUUCUUCAUCUGCUUCCGAGAGUGUCUGGAAACGAGCAUUAUCGUCUCCGUGCUUCUCGCGUUCCUCAAGCAAACUCUUGGCCCUGAACAUGAUGCUAUUGUUCACAAGCGACUUGUUCGACAGGUCUGGUACGGUGUCGGCGCGGGUAUUCUGAUCUGUCUAGUCAUCUGUGCUGGAGUCAUUGGUACUUUCUACACGGCUGGACGCAAUACCUUCGACAAGGCAGAAAACAUUUGGGAGGGCGCUUUCGCGAUUCUUGCAAGCGUCAUCAUCACUCUAAUGGGAGCUGCCCUACUCCGUGUUAGCAAGCUGCAGGAUAAGUGGCGUGUGAAGAUUUCCAAGGUCCUCGAACAAAAGGACUCGAAACUACCCAUCAAGGGCAGACUAAAGCGAUGGACUGAAAAGUACGCCAUGUUCAUUCUGCCCUUCGUUACUGUGCUCCGCGAGGGUAUUGAGGCAGUAUUGUUUAUUGCAGGUGUCGGACUGGGCGCACCGGCGACCAGCUUUCCUCUCGCCGUCAUUUGUGGUCUUGGUGCAGGUGCCUUGGUCGGAUUUCUCAUCUACAAGGGUGGCAACAAAACCUCUCUGCAGAUCUUCCUCGUCAUCUCCACAUGCUUCCUUUACCUCGUAGCGGCCGGCCUGUUCUCCAAAGGUGUCUGGAAUCUUGAACAGAAUGCUUGGGUCAAGCUUGCUGGAGAAGGUGCAGCAGAAGCAGGUGCAGGGCCGGGUAGCUACGACAUCAGGAAGAGUGUUUGGCACGUCAACUGUUGUUCGCCACUGGAGAAUGGUGACGGCGGUUGGGGUAUCUUCAACUCGCUCUUUGGCUGGCAGAACAGCGCAACGUACGGGUCCGUCAUUUCAUACAAUCUUUACUGGCUAGUGGUUAUUAUUGGCUUCGCUUUUCUAGGCUGGAAAGAGGGAAAGACGGCCCCCUCUCAGCAUGCGCAAGUCGAGAGUAUUGCUUCCAGCGAGGAACGUGAGACCACGGGAAAGAAGAACAGCGGUGAAGGCAUCAUGACCACCACUGCUGUAAGAGAAGUGGAGUAG